GCCGGGCGGCCGAGGGGCGCCGCCGCCGCCGCUGCUGCUGCCGCUGCUGCUUCUGGCGCAGAACCCCUGGAGACCUCCAGACUCGGCCAUGAAUGGACACACUGUCCCGUCAGGCGACUCCGGGCACCCUGGCGGGUGGAACGAAUUCUGCAAGCAGCACGCCAUCGCCACUGCCCGAGAACUGGCCAGGGAGUACCUCCACUUCGUCAGCGAGAACCCCCAGCACGAAGUCUUGGCCGUGGAGAACUUCUCCCUUCAGUUUGCUGACCUCUUCCAGCAGUACUUCCGCCACGAGGUGAAGGACACGUACGGUACGGAGCAGUUCCGCAUCCUGCCCUUCAGCAGAGUGCGGGACUACCGGGAGACGGGCCAGAAACAUGCGGAGGGGUCCCCGGUCACGGUUGGGACCAAGGCCGAGGUGGAAUUGUUGGACCAGGUCAACCGGGUCUCUGAGGUCCGCUCCGGUGGACUUCCCAAGUCUUGGAGUUCUGAAGAACUGGCGGCACCGGCCUCUCCGUUGGCCGUCAGGAGGCCCUUUUCUCUGGACCGGCUACGGCGGAGCUGGCGGAGCUUGUUCCGCCGGAGAUCCUCGGAGCCGGGCCCUGGCGAAGGGGAGAUGGCGGACUUGGUUCUGAGAUCCGGCUUGGCCCGGAAGAUCUUCCCAUGGGCCAUUUCCAGAGACUGCGCCUUGCAGAUCCAGAAAGAAGGGAUCCUGAAGUAUAUGAUGGUGACGGAGGACAGUGGAACCCGCUGGCAGAAAUGCCGGCUGGUUUUAUACAAGGAAGGGCCUCCCGACCGCCAGAAUUACACCUUGGCGCUAUUGGACCCCCCCAAG
Molecule: messenger RNA, 835 nt
Organism: Notechis scutatus (mainland tiger snake)
Lineage: Eukaryota; Metazoa; Chordata; Lepidosauria; Squamata; Elapidae
Source: RefSeq, a predicted model, not a curated record